Molecule: messenger RNA, 468 nt
Organism: Epithele typhae
Lineage: Eukaryota; Fungi; Basidiomycota; Agaricomycetes; Polyporales; Epitheliaceae
Exons: 2
Source: RefSeq, a predicted model, not a curated record
UAUGCCAGAAGGCAGUUCAAGGUGCGUGCCUGGCUGAGAGCGGAGAUGAACGAGAGCGUGGCGACAAAGUCGAACACGCCCGGUGCCACGAUGCGGUACACAGUGGACGACUUCCUGAAGCAGGUCUUCAAGCGAUGCCACCUGGUCCUUGAGGGUUGGCCGGCGGACAUCCCGUUCUGCAACCUGAGCAACGUGGGGGGCAUGAAGAACCUGGAACGCCUCGCGCACGCGUGGACACAGGGCGAGAUGCGCUUCGUUCCGGCCACGGACGAACACAAGGCUGCAGCGGAGGCCAACCCGAUGUCUGCGGUUCCCGGCCGUCUGAACCGCGGUUUCCGGAACCGUGCACAGCGCAGCGACGUCGGAGAGAGGCACUACCGCCCGGUGACGGGGGCAGGGUACCUUCCGCAGCCACGGCCGUCGCAGGCAGUGGUGACACCCGAGAUGGAGGCGGAGGUGGACGCUGAA